Molecule: messenger RNA, 1094 nt
Organism: Vicia villosa (hairy vetch)
Lineage: Eukaryota; Viridiplantae; Streptophyta; Magnoliopsida; Fabales; Fabaceae
Product: protein neprosin-like
Exons: 7
Coding region: 1-1086 (361 amino acids)
Source: RefSeq, a predicted model, not a curated record
AUGAGGUUAUUUGUGGCUCUAGUUCUUAGCUUUUUCGUAGCAUUUGACAAUGUUGAUGCAAAAACUAAAACUCUAACUAAUGAGACACAUUAUUUUGUUACAUCAGAUAACAUGAUGCGUCAUGUGGACUUUGAUUUUGAUUGUAUUGAUAUCUACAAGCAACCUUCUCUAAAGCAUCGUUUAUUAAAAAAUCACAAAAUUCAGCUUUAUCCAACUUUUACAAGAUCAAAAAAGUCAUCGUAUGUUGGUAAUAUCAUUGAAGAAUGUUCAAUAGGAAAAGUUCCUUUUUACAAGAAAACAAAAAGACAUCGAAAUGAAGGCUUUCGGUCAAAUUCGCUUGACUAUCAUUCGGUUACCCUCGAUACAACUGAAGCUAUGACAUUUCAUGGAGCACAUGCACUGAUGGGUAUCUAUGAUUUACAACUUAAAGGAAAACAAUAUAGUUUAUCUGGAAUUUGGAUUGAGAGUGGUCCACCUUCUAAUCUAAAUAGCAUAUUUUUUGGCACCGGGGUUAUGCCAUACUUAUAUGGAGAUAGUCAAGUUCACCUAACAGCACGAUGGACGGCAGGUGGAUCAGAAUGUUACAAUAGUCAUUGUCCUGGUUUCGUGCAAGUGCAUAGUAGUUUAUAUCUUGGAAUGGUCCUAUCACCGGUUGAUAUCAUUGGGAAAUUUGAAAAAGAAGUUUUAGUUAUGACAAUAAAACAAGAUAAAUCAACGGGUCAUUGGUGGUUAUGUCUACACUAUCAGCAAGAGUGUUUUGGAUAUUGGCCAAAAGAAUUUUUCCCUCACUUAAGUUCAGGAGCAUCUGUCAUAAAAUAUGGAGGUGAAACUUAUACUCCACCUGGAAUGGUUAGUCCUCCAAUGGGUAGUGGAAGAUUGCCACAAGAAAAAUUCAAAAACUCGAGUUUUAUGAAAAAUAUUGAGAUUAUUAAUUUAGAAUAUAACGAAAUCGACAUACAACCUAAAAAUAUGAAGGUAAAUAAAGGGGGUAAUUUAAAUUGUUAUGACUUAAUAUAUCUUGGUGAUCAAGGAGCAUUUGUUCAUCAAGCUUUGUUGUUUGGUGGGCCAGGUGGAAAGUCGUGUUAAUGAUUGAA